This is a messenger RNA of Parastagonospora nodorum SN15, 189 nucleotides long. RefSeq lists its product as hypothetical. The transcript has 2 exons. Bases 1 to 189 code for a protein of 62 amino acids. The record is from RefSeq and is a predicted model, not a curated record. NCBI's taxonomy places the organism in Eukaryota, Fungi, Ascomycota, Dothideomycetes, Pleosporales, Phaeosphaeriaceae.
AUGAAUCGACCAAUGCAAAUCGCUAUACCAGAAGCCUUCCCUUCGUCUGGACAGCAGAUGCUGCCCCAAUCGAAGCUCCAGGCAAUCUCGUGCGACAAUUCGCCCGAAUGCCGACCGACCGCAACGGCACUGCCCACAAGUCAAGGGCAGCCUCCCGCUUUACAGGCACACCAUUCAACGACUUUCUGA